GAUUUAUAUACUAGAUCUAUAGAUCUAUUCUAGAUUCUUUAUUGUAAAUAAAAACAAAGAAAACAAUUAGUGGAAGAUCCUCUUAUUAAUGUUUAGUUAGAGGAGGCUUAGCUUUUGAAUAAGAAAAUGGAAAAAACAAAAUCUAGAAAAAAACUAGAUACUCUUGAAAAAAUCAAGAUACCUCCAUCCAGUCGAAGGGCCACAACACAAUAUGAAGCAUCCACCAAUUUUAUUGAACGUAUCCGCGGAUUUAAGCUUAUAAAUGGGAAACCUGUACUGCCACCUAUAAUGAAAGAUGAUAUUAAGCAUGACCAAUGGAUGAACAGUAAUUUGAUGCAUCACUCAAAAGUGAAAGCUCAACAUGAAAAUCUCAUGAAGUAUUACCAGUGCCAAGCUUUGAAAGACGCAGGAGAAGAGAAAAUGAGAUUUCACCAGCAGCAGCUUCGUAUUAAGCAGGACAUUGAGCCUCCACUGCGGCGAGAGUUCAAGCCUUCAGAGGAUCAUUGCUUAAAGUUAAACUAUCUGGCACUUAAAAAAUUCAUCAUGAACACACCAGUUGCACCCAUGGAUCAGACCUCCCAGGAGCGCAUCAUGUUGCUUAUCCCGGAGAAGUUGCGUACUGGUCCUGAGAAGCAAAAAAUGAUAAAUGAACUAUUUACAGAGGUGAAAGAAAUGUUUGCCAAAAGUAUCCAGCUGUCCAACAUUCAGCAUAUCCUCAUUAAACCUGAAGUGAAAGGAUUAGAAACAGAGAAGGCUGGCCCACCUCCUAGUGAACCUUUGGGUCUCAACUUCUGUAGACCUUGGCACAAAGACUACUUAGAGAGAAGAGCAAAAAUAUUCCAGACCCUAAAUCUUCUCAAUCCCACUCACACAGCUGUAUUAGAAUUUUGUCAACUGACCAUUUCUAGAUACAGUUUGCUGGAUAUUUCCAGUUACAGAAAUAUGGGGGUCAUGACCUUAGAACAAUAUAAAGAAUGUAUUGAUAAAGAUUUGACUCAUAGUGAACAUAAGUUUAUGAAGAGCUGGUACCCCAAAGUUUUAAACAUUUUUACUAGCCAGAUGAAAUCAAAAAGCUCUGAAAAUCCAGAAAAAAUGGAUUCAUUUUUUAAAAGUGCUUCAACACUUAUAGGAAUUCAGAUGAAGCAGAUGCUAGUUAGCACUUUAAAAAAAUAUGAACGACUUUUUCGGCCGGAGAAUAGUCUGAAGCUUCCUUUACUCCAACUGACUAUUGUUUUUGAAGGCAAUGCAUUAAAGUUCACCAACACCAUUGAUGAUGUCAUCAGUGCUAUACUUUACUAUGUGCAGCGUUUGGAAGAGAGCCUAAAAAGGGUGCCAACUGUAAAAGCUUACCUAGAAUGGAAGCCAGAUGAAGCCUACAUUGACACAUCCAUAUCACCUCAUAUCACUGAAGAGCUCAGCCACAAACUGAAAGAGCAUGUUAGAAGAUACUUUAUAGAUGCAGAUGAGCUUUUGGACAAACUAACUGGAGAGUUUGGUCACAUUGUCAAUGGAGAAACUGAUAACAAUAUCAAAGAAUAUUUGAAAGAUGAACAUUCGUUUGAAGAACAUAAAGAGUACAUCAAUGAGUUCUAUAUGAUCAUAUCAGAGAUACAAAGCUUGCCGUCAGUAGAGAGCUUCCCCUUGCUGACUGUUUACUGUGAUGAGGUCAAGGAAAGUCUAGUUAAGCUGUCACGUGAAUUGUGUCAUGGUCUCCUUGUGGCUGUGAUUGAGGAACACAAAAAUGAGAACAUUAGCAUCUGUCAAAAGUUUGAAAUUAUCAAAGAUAAAGCAGAACAGGUGCCCAAGACAACAGAGGAAUUGUUUCACCUGAAUAGCUUCAUGGAGAAAGCUCGCAGCAGCGUCAUGCAAUCUUUGAGAUCCAGAGUACAGGAGUCAGCCAAUCGAGUGAUGUACCUCAUUGACAGGUUUUUCUUCAGUGAAGAAGACAUGCAAAUGAACUCACAGGUGCUCACUUGGCCUGACAGAAUUGUUCCCAUCUUUGACAACAAUGAUAUUCUCCUAGAAGAAACCAAACGUAAUGGGGAGAUGAAGUUGAUGGAGGCGCGGAAUAAAGUUUCUGUUGAACUGGAACGGCUGAAGAAACGUGUGGAAGAAUUCAAUGACUACGGAGAGCUGCACAUGAUACAGCAGUACGUCUUGGACUCCAGGACUGUACAGAAGAAGCUCAAUGACAUUGCUAAUCAGAUGGAGUGGAUAAGAAAGGAAGAAUCUUUGUACAGAUUCCCUCCUAUGGAGUAUCCAGACUUUGAUCUGAUCACUGCAGCAUUGGAACCAUUCUAUAAAUUCUUUAACACUGUUCUGAAGUGGCAGAGAUGUGAGAAAAGAUGCAUGGAUGGCGACUUCUUGGACCAAAAUGUUGAAGCCAUUACAAGUGAAGUUGAGGAAUAUGGCAGAGAAUUUUUCAAGGCUCAGAAAAUAUUUGCUCUGCGAGUCAAGAAAAUGCAGAUGGAUCAUGAUGAUCAAGAAAGGGAAAUUAAAAAACAGCAGAGAGCAGACAUUGCAGCAGGCAAAGAGCCGACAGUACAAGAUUUAGAACCAUUUAAACCUCCAGAGAUUCUAGGUGUCAUUGACCAUAUGUUAGCUGGGGUCAAUGAGUUUAAGGAAAUCAUCCCAACUAUCGGCAUCAUGUGUAACCCUGGAUUGAGAAAGCGUCACUGGGAUGCUAUGUCAGAAAUCGCUGGAUUCAAUUUGACUCCAGAUGCUGGUACAACUCUUAGAAAAGUAUUGAAACUUGAUUUGGAGCAGUUUAUGGAGCAGUUUGAAGUUAUUUCAGCUGCAGCUACAAAGGAAUUCUCUCUAGAGAGAGCUUUCAGGAAAAUGACAACUGAAUGGGAAAGUAUUGUCUUCAAUCUGAACUUAUAUAAAGACACUGGUCAGAAAAUACUCGGAGGUGUGGAUGACAUUCAAACAAUUUUGGACGAUAACAUAGUCAAGACACAGACCAUGAGGAACUCCCCAUUUGUGAAGCCGUUCGAAGAGGAUGUCAAGGUAUGGGAGGAAACGUUGCUACUGACACAGAGAGCUAUUGAUGAAUGGUUGAAGCUUCAAGCUCAAUGGCUGUAUCUGGAGCCCAUCUUUUCAUCAGAAGAUAUCAAUCACCAAAUGCCUGAGGAAGGGAAAAUGUUUCACACAGUGGACAGAAACUUUAAAGAUGUGAUGUUAAAGUGUGCUAAGAAUCCUAAAGUGCUAGAAAUCUGUACAACUAAAGGAGUUCUUGAAAAACUGAUUGACAGCAAUGAAUUUUUAGACAAGAUCAACAGAGGAUUGAAUGCCUAUUUAGAGAAAAAAAGAUUAUUUUUCCCCAGGUUUUUCUUCCUUUCCAACGAUGAGAUGCUGGAGAUUCUAUCUGAGACUAAAGAUCCUCUCCGUGUCCAGCCACAUCUCAAGAAAUGCUUUGAGGGAAUCAACAAGCUUGACUUUAACUCGGAGCUGAUCAUCAGUGGCAUGUUCAGCAAGGAGGGAGAAAGUGUGCCUUUCUCUUAUACCAUAGAUACCAAUGAAGCCAAAGGCUCAGUUGAGAAAUGGCUGCUGCAGGUGCAAGACUGCAUGUUGGUCUCUGUGCGAGAUGUAAUUGAGGAGUCUAUAGAUGACUAUCAAAAUACUGCAAGAAAAUCCUGGGUACAAGAAUGGCCUGGACAAGUUGUCAUUUGUGUCAGUUCCAUUUACUGGACCCAAGAAGUGCAGGAGUCCUUGGUCCUGGGGACUGAAGGCUUGAUCAACUACCACAAGGUGCUGCAGGAUCAGUUGAAGGACAUUGUUGAUUUGGUCAGGGGUAAACUGACCACUCAGCAGAGGAUAACCCUUGGGGCUCUAGUAGUCAUUGAUGUCCAUGCCCGUGAUGUGGUGAUGGAAAUGGCUAACAAAGGUGUCGCAGCUGAAAAUGAUUUCUCCUGGUUGUCACAACUCAGAUACUACUGGGAGGAUGCAAACGUCUUAGUACGCAUCACAAAUGCCACUGUGAAGUAUGCCUAUGAGUAUCUGGGCAACUCUGGUCGACUUGUAAUCACUCCCUUAACAGACAGAUGUUAUCGCACCUUGGUUGGUGCAUUUUAUUUAAAUUUAAAUGGAGCCCCUGAGGGUCCAGCCGGUACAGGCAAAACAGAAACAACCAAAGACUUGGCUAAAGCUUUAGCUGUCCAGUGUGUGGUGUUUAAUUGUUCUGACGGCUUGGAUUACAUUGCUAUGGGCAAAUUUUUCAAAGGCUUAGCUUCUUCAGGAGCAUGGGCCUGUUUUGAUGAAUUCAACAGAAUAGACUUGGAAGUCUUGUCUGUCGUGGCUCAGCAGAUUUUGUGCAUCAUUCGUGCUGUACAGGCAAAAGUUGACACCUUUGUUUUUGAAGGCACUGAGCUAAAGCUGAACCCUAAUUGCUAUGUGUGUAUUACAAUGAACCCUGGGUAUGCUGGAAGAUCUGAGCUACCUGACAACUUGAAAGUUUUGUUCCGCACUGUAGCUAUGAUGGUCCCUGAUUAUGCUAUGAUCUCUGAGAUCUCUUUGUAUUCUUUUGGAUUUCUGACUGCAAGAGACAUGGCUGUGAAAAUUGUCACAACGUACCGUCUAUGCUCAGAGCAACUCUCCUCUCAGUUCCACUAUGAUUAUGGGAUGCGUGCUGUCAAGUCUGUCUUGUCAGCUGCAGGGAACUUAAAACUAAAGUACAGGAAUCAAGCAGAAGAUAUUUUGAUUCUCAGGUCCAUCAUUGAUGUGAACUUACCCAAAUUCCUGGCCCACGACAUACCACUCUUCAAUGGCAUCAUCUCUGACUUGUUCCCUGGCCUUAAGCUGCCACAAGCUGACUAUGAUGUCUUUUUGAAUGCCAUGAGCCGAGUUUGUGAGAAGAACAAUCUCCAGUUUGUUCCCUUCUUUGAGGAGAAAAUUAUACAGACUUAUGAGAUGAUGCUUGUACGCCAUGGGUUCAUGAUGGUGGGAGAACCUUUCGGUGGCAAAACAAAAGUAUUACAAACUCUGGCUGAAGGAAUGACACUCCUGAACACCGAAGGCCAUGAUGAGUUUGAAGCAGUCGUCUAUUGUAUCAUCAAUCCUAAGGCCAUCACUAUGGGUCAGCUGUAUGGUCAGUUUGAUCCAGUCUCACAUGAGUGGUCUGAUGGUGUGACUGCCAACUGCUUCAGGGAAUAUGCUGUGUCCCAGAAUUCCGACAGGAAGUGGGUCAUCUUUGAUGGUCCCAUUGAUGCAGUGUGGAUAGAGAACAUGAACACAGUCCUGGAUGACAACAAGAAGCUGUGUCUGAUGAGUGGAGAAAUCAUACAGAUGAGCAAUGAGAUGACCAUGGUCUUUGAAACCAUGGACUUAUCACAAGCUUCACCUGCCACAGUGUCCAGAUGUGGCAUGAUCUAUCUGGAGCCUUCCACUCUAGGUUGGAUACCUCUAGUCAAAUCUUGGUUAAAGACACUACCAGCCUUUCUCAGCCCAGAUAUACCUUCAACUUUAAAUGUGAUGAUAGAGUGGCUGGUUCAACCCUGCAUUGACUUUGUGAGACAUGAAUGCAAGGAGUAUAUUCAAGCCAGUCAUUCUAAUCAAGUGGUCUCUUUACUGAGUUUUAUUGACAUGCAAAUGUUUGAUGCUCUGAUCGUGGAAAAUGCCAGUGCCAACAAACAUCUUAAGGCUUAUUAUAAUGGUUCUGUGCUGUUUGCCAUACCAUGGACUAUAGCAGGUUGUAUUAACAAUGAUGGCAGGAAGAAAUUUCAUGAGUUUUACUACCAGCUUCUAGAUGGUAAAAAUACCCAGUUCCCUGUGCCUGAUGAUAUCAAAAAGAUUGAGGUCAUGUUUCCUCAAGAAAAUACUGUCUAUGAUUAUUUCUAUGAUCAAAAAGGCAGAGGAAGCUGGUUACACUGGAAUAUGCUAAUCAAAACUGUGGAGAGGGAUAACACCAAACCAAACAUACGAGAGAUGUUGGUCCAGACAGUAGACACAGCCCGCUACACUUACCUCAUGGAUUUACAUAUUGCCUCAGGAAGGCCUUUGUUGUUUGUGGGUCCAACUGGGACAGGGAAAAGUGCUUAUGUCUCUAAAAAGAUGAUGCAUGAUUUGCCCCAGGACAAGUUUAUUGCAUCCAUUCUGACAUUUUCAGCUCAAACUUCUGCCAACCAAACUCAGGAUAUAAUUAUGUCAAAACUUGACCGCCGACGUAAAGGAGUAUUUGGACCUCGCCCAGGAAAGAAAUGCAUCAUCUUUGUUGAUGACAUGAGCAUGCCACAGAAGGAAGUGUAUGGAGCCCAGCCUCCCAUUGAACUAUUAAGGCAGUUUAUUGAUCAUGGGCAUUGGUAUGAUCUAAAAGACACUUCAAAAUUGACUCUUAUUGACAUUCAGUUUCUGGCAGCCAUGGGGCCUCCAGGUGGAGCCAGGAAUGUUGUGUCGCAGAGGUUAACUCGACAUUUCACUGUGGUGUCCAUGAACGCCUUCAGUGAUGAUACAAUGUCUAAAAUAUUUAACGCCAUUGUCAACACCUAUUUCAAGUAUGAAGAAUUUGCAAUGGACUUCAUUGUGCUAGGAUCUUCAAUUGUUCAAAGUACUUUGGAGGUGUACAAAGAGGCGAUGGCCAAUCUCUUACCAACACCAAAUAAGUCCCACUAUGUCUUCAAUUUAAGAGACUUUUCUCGGGUAAUCUUGGGUGUGUGCCUGGUCAGGAAAGUUGCUGUGUUAGAGAAAUCAGUAUUAGCUCGGUUAUGGGUUCAUGAAGUGUUUAGAGUUUUCUAUGACAGACUCACAGAUGAUGCUGACCGGAAAUGGCUUUACAAUCUUGUGUCCACCCAAAUCAACACAACCUUCAAGAUGAAAAUGGAUGUUAUUUUUUCUCAUCUAUUGAACCCUGAAGAUAGAGGAAAGGUGAAAGAAAGCACACUUAACAAUCUCAUGUUUGGUGACUACAUGGAACUUGAUCUUCCCCCAGAACUACGGUUGUAUAAAGAAGUCAGUUCUAUUGAAGACUUCAAUGAUGUGGUCACACUCUGCCUGGAUGACUACAAUCAGACCAACAAAACACCAAUGAACUUAGUCAUUUUUAGAUAUGUCCUUGAACACUUAUCUCGAAUUUGCCGUAUUCUUCGACAGCCAGGAGGAAAUGGCCUCCUGGUAGGGGUCGGUGGCAGUGGGCGUCAGUCUCUGACUCGCCUAUCUACCUACAUGGCCCAGUAUAAACUGUUUCAACCAGAGAUCUCUAAAAACUAUGGUCUGAAUGAGUGGAGGGAGGAUAUCAAGUUUGUACUAAAGCAGGCUGGUGGCAAGGGAAUCCCCACGACAUUCCUUAUCACAGACUCUCAGAUAAAAAGUGAACGUUUCCUUGAAGAUAUUGAUGCCCUGCUGAACUCUGGGGAGGUGCCCAACUUGUUUGCUUCUGAUGAGAAGGCAGAAAUAAUGGAGACUGUAAGAGUCAAUGCAGCCAAAGCAGCUGGUGAUAAAAACGCAGAGCUCAGCCCACUGGCCUUGUUUGCUUACUUUGUUAAUCAGAGUCGGGCCAAGCUCCACAUUAUGAUUGCAUUCAGUCCUAUAGGAGAUGCCUUUCGCAAUCGCCUGCGUCAAUUUCCAUCCUUAAUAAACUGCUGUACGAUAGACUGGUUUCAGGCAUGGCCAGAUGAUGCCCUUGCCAGAGUGGCAAAUAAAUUUUUAGAAAAUGCAGAGAUUGAUGCUGGCAUGAAACACGAUGUAGUGACUAUUUGUAAGACUUUCCAUCAAAAUGUAAUAGAAUUCUCCAACAGAUUCAGAAUUGAGCUUGGCAGAAAGAACUAUGUCACACCAAUCUCUUACCUGGAGCUGAUCAACUCUUUUAAAAAUUUACUGAAAACCAAACAAGAUGAAACUAUGAAGGCCAAGAAGAGAUAUAUUGUUGGAUUGCAGAAAUUAGCCUUUGCUUCAUCGCAAGUAGCUACCAUGCAAACCGAGUUGGAGAAACUCCAGCCAGAGCUGGUCCUGUCGGCAUCAGAGACAGAGAAGAUGAUGGCUAUAAUAGAGAAGGAGUCCGUGGCUGUGGAGGAGACAAGUAAAAAAGUCAAGGUCGAUGAAGCGGUGGCCAACGAGGCUGCAGCAGAAGCAAAAACUCUAAAGGAUGAAUGUGAGACUGAGCUGGCUGAAGCGUUGCCUGCAUUGGAGGGAGCACUUGCUGCUUUGAACAUCCUUGAACCUAAAGAAAUUUCUAUUAUCAAGUCCAUGAAAAGUCCACCAUCAGGUGUCCGGUUGGUCAUGGCAGCAGUCUGUGUAAUGAAAGGAAUUGCUCCACAGAAAAUCAAUGAUCCAAAUGACCCAAGCAAAAAGAUCAAUGAUUACUGGACUCCAAGCAAGAGGCUUCUAAAUGACUUAAACUUUCUGAAUGACUUAAAAAGUUUUGACAAAGACAAUAUUCCAGAUUCUGUCAUGACAAUUAUCAGAAAACAGUAUCUCACCAAUCCAGAUUUUGAUCCAAAAACUGUGGCUAAAGCUUCAUCUGCUGCUGAAGGUUUAUGCAAGUGGAUACUGGCCAUGGAAAUUUAUGACAGAGUGGCCAAAGUUGUUGCCCCUAAAAAAAUCAAGCUGAAAGCUGCAGAGGCAGACCUGUCAAAUUUGAUGGACACUUUAAACAAGAAACGGGCAGAGUUGGCAGCAGUGGAGAAGAAAUUAGAGGAUAUGACAAAUACUCUUCAGGCCAUGAAAGAUAAGAAAGAACAGCUGGAGUACAAUGUUGACCUGUGUGGCAAGAAACUCAUCAGAGCUGAGAAACUGAUUGGUGGACUGGGGGGUGAGAAGACACGGUGGACGGACGCAGCCAAAGAACUGCAGAAAAUCUAUGACAACCUGAUAGGUGACAUUUUGAUUUCAGCCGGUGUCAUAGCUUACCUGGGACCUUUUACUUCAUCUUUUAGAGAUGAUAUCACCACUGCCUGGGUGAAACUUUGCUUGGCCAAGAAAAUACCAGCCUCCAGUGAGUUUUCACUCUACAAAACUCUCGGUGAACCCAUUAAAAUCCAGGCUUGGAAUAUUGCUGGCCUGCCCAGGGACUCUUUUUCUGUGGACAAUGGUGUUAUUGUAGCCAACUCGAGAAGAUGGCCACUGAUGAUUGAUCCUGAGGGUCAGGCCAACAGGUGGAUCAAAAACAUGGAGAGAGAAAGGAACAUUUCGGUCAUCAAGUUGUCUGACCCAGACUAUAUGAGGAUACUUGAGAACUGCAUCACAUUCGGCUACCCAUUACUCCUAGAGAAUGUGUAUGAAGAACUGGAGGCCUCUCUGGAGCCAGUCUUGUUAAAACAAAUCUUCAAGCAAAGUGGUGUUGAGAUGAUAAUGAUGGGAGACCAGGCCCUGGAGUACAACAAAGAUUUCCGUUUCUACAUCACCACCAAGUUGAGGAACCCACACUAUCUGCCUGAGAUCUCCACCAAAGUCUCCCUGCUCAAUUUUAUGAUCACACCCAAUGGUUUGGAAGAUCAACUGCUGGGAAUAGUGGUUGCCAAGGAAAGGCCAGAAUUAGAAGAAGAAAGACAAACAUUAAUUGUAACUAGUGCUGCAAACAAAAGACAACUGAAAGAAAUCGAAGACAAAAUACUGUUCACCCUGUCGGCUUCGGAGGGAAAUAUUCUAGAAGAUGAGUCAGCCAUUCAAAUCUUAGAUUCAUCAAAAAUAUUGGCCAAUGAAAUCUCAAAGAAACAAAUAAUUGGAGAAGAGACUGAACAAAAGAUAGAAGCAUCACGAGCAGGGUAUAAGCCCAUAGCUGUCCAUUCAUCUGUCUUAUUCUUCUCCAUCACUGAACUGCCCAACAUAGACCCCAUGUACCAAUAUUCACUGACUUGGUUUGUGAAUUUGUUUAUCACAUCCAUUCAAGAAAGUAAUAAAUCAAAACACCUGGAGAAAAGAAUUCGCUACCUGGCUGACCAUUUCACAUACAGCUUAUACUGCAAUGUGUGUAGGUCAUUGUUUGAAAAAGAUAAAUUGGUCUUUUCCUUUAUAUUGUGUUCUAAUAUACUCAGAUCUCACGAAGAAUUGGAGCAUGCUGAUUUCCUCUUCUUUCUGACUGGUGGAGUGGCCUUAGAAAAUAAAAUACCAAACCCAGCUCCAAAAUGGUUAAUGGAUAAUGGAUGGGAUGAAAUUUGCAGGCUAAGUAAACUCAAGGAUUUUAAAGGAUUCAGUGAAAGUUUCACUCAGAGUAUCCCAGUAUGGACAGACUACUACAACAGUAAAGAGCCCCACAAGUUUACAUUGCCAGAACCUUGGAACAGUAAACUUGGAAUGUUUCAAAAAAUGAUGAUACAAAGAUGUAUAAGACCUGAUAAGAUCUCUCAGGCUAUCAUUGAAUUUGUGGUAGAAAAAAUGGGUAAAAUAUUUGUGAAUCCGCCGCCGUUUGACCUAGCAAAGAGCUAUCAGGACUCCAAUGCCUGUGAACCUUUAAUCUUCAUUCUAUCACCUGGUGCUGAUCCCACCAUGGCACUUCUCAAGUAUGCAGAUGAUAAAGGAUUUGGUGGCAAAAAAUUUAAUUCUAUCUCUUUAGGGCAAGGGCAGGGCCCUAUCGCAGCUAAAAUGAUAAAAAUUGCUUCGGAGGAAGGACAUUGGGUCCUAUUACAAAACUGUCAUUUAGCCGUGUCAUGGAUGAAUGCAUUAGAGAAAAUUUGUGAAGAACUUUCACCUGAGACAAUAGCUUCUGACUUUAGACUUUGGCUUACAAGCUAUCCGUCACCAAAGUUUCCUGUUUCUGUUCUCCAAAAUGGUGUUAAAAUGACCAAUGAGCCUCCAACAGGCUUGCGACAGAAUCUACUCCAGAGCUAUUUAAAUGACCCAAUAAGUGAUCACAAUUUUUACGGUGGAUGCAUCAAUCAUCAGAAGCCAGAGAAAGACACAUUGUUUACGAGGCUUUUGUUUGGACUGUGUUUUUUCCAUGCACUUGUACAAGAGAGAAGAAAAUUUGGACCCAAUGGCUGGAACAUUCCAUAUGGUUUCAAUGAAUCUGAUUUAAGGAUAUCUGUCCGACAACUGCAGAUGUACAUAAAUGAAUACGAUGAAAUCCCUUAUGAUGCCAUAACUUACAUGACUGGAGAGUGCAACUACGGAGGCAGGGUCACUGACGACUGGGACCGGCGCUGCCUGCUAACCAUCCUAGGAGACUACUUCUGUGAGUCACUAGUGAAUGAUCCCAACUACAAAUUUAGCCCAAGUGGUUACUAUCAUCUACCUCUAAGGACAGACUAUGAGAACUGCAUCAAAUUUAUUAAGCAACUGCCAUCCACACAGAACCCUGAAGUGUUUGGCCUUCAUGAGAAUGUUGAUAUUUCCAGAGAACUUCAGGAAACCAAGUCAAUCUUUAACUCUGUUAUUCUCACAGAAGGUGGUGGAGGUGGCGGCACUAAAGGCUCUGACGCAGCACUGGCUGCUGUUGCUGGGGACAUUUUAUCAAAACUUCCCAAAGAUUUCAACAUAGAAGCAGCCAUUCAAAAAUACCCAGUGGUCUAUGAAGAAAGUAUGAACACUGUUUUGGUUCAAGAGAUGGAGAGAUUUAAUAGACUCCUUUCCAUAAUCCGAUCAAGUCUUAUCAAUGUCCAAAAUGCUGUCAAAGGGCUAGUUGUCAUGUCUGCAGACUUAGAAAGCCUGGCUAACAGCUUAAUGAUUGGACAGCAACCUGCAAUGUGGGCCAAGCGUUCCUACCCAUCCCUGAAACCACUGGCCAGCUAUAUUAAUGACUUCAUGGAGAGACUCAGAUUUCUUAAUAAAUGGUAUAUAGAAGGAAAACCAGAAGAUUUUUGGGUGUCUGGGUUUUUCUUCACUCAAGCUUUUCUUACUGGAGUGAUGCAAAAUUUUGCCAGAAAAUACACAAUCCCUAUUGACAAGUUAGCUUUUGAUUUUGAGAUUCUUCCUCAAGAUAGAAUGUCAAAAUCCCCAGAAGAUGGUGCUUAUAUUUAUGGGCUUUUUUUAGAUGGUGCACGAUACAAUAAAAAUGAAGGCUACCUGGAGGAACAGAAACCCAGAAUACUCAAUGAACCACUUCCCAUAAUCUGGCUGAAACCAAAGUUCAGCGGUGAGGUUGACAAAAGCAACAAACGCUAUGUCUGUCCCAUCUACAAGACAUCAGAGAGAAAAGGAGUGCUGUCCACCACUGGUCAUUCUACCAACUUCGUCAUGGCCAUCUACAUACCUACUGGAAACCAGCCAGUCCAACAUUGGAUCAAACGAUCUUGUGCCGCAUUGUGUCAGACAGACAACUGAUGUCUGUUGUCAAGUCUUUUUUCAAAAUGUUGUUUCCUUGUCGAAGUCAUUUUCAUUUUGGUCAUAAACUGUCAUUUAUCAGACGGACCAUUACAGAGACGUCUCUAAAAACCUUUUUUUAAAAUUCUUUCCUGCUGCAAUCAAAGUUGCUGUUAAUGCAGAGUAUUGUUAAAUGAUAAAUAAAUCAUUUAAAUAAUACACAUGGUGGGAAUAUAUUUUAAAGACAUUUUUGUUUUAUUUAAGGGUUUAUAAAUUUUUAUUAUCAUAUCAUGUUUAGUAUAUAUACAAAAUAUAUUAUAUCAAUAUUGGUGAUAAUCUCCAUUAUUAUAUAUUUUUUGAAAAAAAAAAGAAAAAAGAAACUUUUGUUUUUUUUUCUUAAUAAAAAAUGUUUUGAAUUUAUGUUUACAGCAUUAUAAUGGUGAAUAUUACUUUUUUUUUUUUAAGAUGAUGAUAGCGAGCUUUGGUCUGAUAGUGUAUGUUACAACUCACUGAAUUAAUGAGAUUAUAAAAGUUAGUCCCAAAGUGGUUCUUUGAAAUUUUAGUGGAACAUAAGAAAUAUAUAACCCAGAUAUAUAAAUCUGUUUAAAUAGGCCAACCUAGGAUCUAAGUUUAACUGGUACAUCAAUACUUCAACUACAAAUUACACACACUAAGAAAAAGAGUACCAGAGUUUAUUAGCUAGAAUAUGAUUGGUAGCCUGUAUUAUUGUACAUGAAUAAUUAAAGUAGAACUUAGAAAUGGAGAAAUUAUUUCCGUCAUUCAGUUUUCUUUUACUCAGCUGUUUCUAAUGGAUGUCUUGUUAUAGAUCACUUAUUGAAGGGAAAUCUUACUGUGUUGAGUGUGAUACUGGUGGUCUAUGCUUAUAUUAAACCCCAGUGUUCUCUCCCCUGGUGGUCUAUGCUUAUAUUAUCCCCCAGUGUUCUCUCCCCUGGUGGUCUAUGCUUAUACCCUAGUGUAGUCUAUGGCACUAUGCUUAUACCUUUGUGUUCUCUCCCCUGGUGGUGUAUACUUAUAUUAUACCCCAGUGUUCUCUCCCAAGGUGGUCUAUGCUUAUAUUAUACCUCAGUGUUCUCUCCCCUGGUGGUCUAUGCUAAUAUUAUACCCCAGUGUUCUCUCCCCUGUUGAUCCAUGCUUCUAUUAACCCCCAGUGUUCUCUCCCCUGGUGAUCUAUGCUUAUAUUAUACCUCAGUGUUCUCUCCCCUGUUGAUCUAUGUUUAUAUUAAACCCCAGUGUUCUCUCCCCAGGUGGUCUAUGCUUAUAUUAUUCCCCAGUGUUCUCUCCCCAGGUGGUCUAUGCUUAUAUUAUUCCCCAGUGUUCUCUCCCCAGGUGGUCUAUGCUUAUAUUAUACCUCAGUGUUCUCUCCCCUGGUGGUCUAUGCUUAUAUUAUGCCCCAGUGUUCUCUCCCCUGGUGGUCUAUGCUAAUAUUAUACCUCAGUGUUCUCUCCCCUGGAGCUCAUGUUACCUCAUACAAUUGUUGAGUAUUUGCAAUGCACUCUGAUUUUGAUAUUAAAUCAACUUAUUUCAUUUUCAA
Molecule: messenger RNA, 13717 nt
Organism: Biomphalaria glabrata
Lineage: Eukaryota; Metazoa; Mollusca; Gastropoda; Planorbidae
Product: dynein axonemal heavy chain 12-like
Exons: 73
Coding region: 127-12186 (4019 amino acids)
Biological process (GO): microtubule-based movement
Cellular component (GO): dynein complex
Molecular function (GO): ATP hydrolysis activity; dynein light intermediate chain binding; dynein intermediate chain binding
Source: RefSeq, a predicted model, not a curated record